Guillardia theta CCMP2712 is the source of this 471-nucleotide messenger RNA. RefSeq lists its product as hypothetical. Bases 1 to 471 code for a protein of 156 amino acids. The record is from RefSeq and is a predicted model, not a curated record. The transcript is spliced from 6 exons. Lineage: Eukaryota; Cryptophyceae; Pyrenomonadales; Geminigeraceae. Gene Ontology annotation, molecular function: racemase and epimerase activity, acting on carbohydrates and derivatives.
AUGAGGACGGCAUUCUACACGCUGCUCGGAGCUGUUUGUGGAGGGUUGCUGGUCCAUUCGUAUCACAGGAUGAUGAGCAGAAAAAAGAAGCAGCGGUUGAUGUUUCGAACGAAUGUGAAGAAAGACAAGCUGGAGCUCUACAAGAGGCAUCACAAAGGUGUCUGGCCGGAGGUUGAGAGAGGACUGCGGAAAGCUGGAGUGAAGCUCUUGUCGAUUCAUUGCCCAUCCGACGGAGGCAAUGCUCUUCAGAUGUACAUCGAGCUUGAACAAGGCGUUGACAUGGCACGAGAUCUUGGACCUGGAUCAAGUACUGAACGCAGAGGUCGCAGUUACCGAUCGGUGGAGCGAGUGAAGGUGUGGGAGGAGCUUAUGUGUACUUUCUUCGAGGGCGGGACUUGGACGAUGCUCGAUGAGCUGUACACGUUGACGGGGGAGACGUCUACCAACAGCCUUCCCGCCAUGUACACGUGA